AUGACAGCAGCCCUUCGGUUAUUGGCAUACGGUGGUCCAGUGGAUAGAUUGGAUGAAUUCAUAAAGAUUGGAGAGUCCACUGCAAAAGAAGCAUUGUUAAAAUUUUGCAAGAACAUUAUUCAACUUUACAUGGAGCAGUAUCUAAGAACACCAAAUAUGUAUGACACUCAACGACUUAUGAACGAAAAUGCACAAUAUGGUUUCCCGGGAAUGUUGGGCUCCCUCGAUUGCAUGCACUGGGAAUGGCGCGGUUGCCCCGUGGGAUGGCAAGGGCAAUUCACAGGACACGUGGGUACACCUACGUUGAUUUUAGAAGCUGUGGAGAAAGUCUUUGCGAGAGCACAAGAAAGUGUUCGUAAGGAUGUCGAACGUGCUUUUGGUGUCUUACAGGCAAGGUGGGGCAUCACCCAAGGACCAGUUACGUUCUACGACACAGCAGAUCUCAGAAGAAUUAUGAUGACAUGCAUUAUUCUUCAUAAUAUGAUAAUUGAGGACGAGAGGCACAUUGACAUUGAUCCAUGGGUACCUCCCCUCGAUGACGAUGUGUCCCCGAUCGAGCAGAUCAUAUCCCCUACUGUUCUAGCACACUACAUUCAUAUGCGCAUGGAACAAAUACGCGACCAACAAAGUAAUGCAGAGUUGCGAAGAGAUUUAAUGGCUCACAUAUGGCAAAUGUAUGGUGACAUUGACGUAUAA
Molecule: messenger RNA, 696 nt
Organism: Tripterygium wilfordii
Lineage: Eukaryota; Viridiplantae; Streptophyta; Magnoliopsida; Celastrales; Celastraceae
Exons: 2
Coding region: 1-696 (231 amino acids)
Source: RefSeq, a predicted model, not a curated record